AAAUCAAUUUUUAUCUAUUUAAGUGACAUAUGUAUAAAUUGACAAACUUGAAUAAACAACUAUGAACAGUUCAGUCCGCGUUGUAGGAGAGAGUAGGGAGAAACUACACCGCACAUCAUUGACUAUGUAGUAACAUGGUGAGUGUAACGUGAUUAUCAACAUUUACGAUAACUAACGCGCUCGAGAUAACCGCGGUAUAUAUUCAAUCUAUCAUUAUCUGCGAUUGAUUCUGGAAGAGUGGUGCCGGAGUACACACACACACACACACUUCCGAACGAGACUUGUUACAAGAGUGUUGUUUCCGAAUUUUCCGGGUGCUUAGACUCGAGUCUUCCGGGUGUUUCUUCGGAGGGAAACAUACAGUUUCCCUCAAACGUACUUUUCUUCCGCAGUGGGUUAGAAUGUAAGAAUGAGAUAUAUUCGGCAUUCCAAAUUCAAUCGGUGAUACCGGAGGCUACUAGUAGUGUUAAGCCCGAUACACCCUCGGUGGUUACCUCCGAUAACAAGGAGAAUAAGGAUAUCAGCAAUCGCAAGGAAAGUGACAAGGAGGAGGCAAGUGUGGUGCAAGUGAAGGAGAAAGAGGUUGAACAACCUCAACUGGAGAAACGGAGACCGGUUGUGUCGACCUCUAGGUUGUUCGGGGCUGACAGAGGGUCUGGACCCAAGCCGAGGAUUGCUACCAAGGAGAUAUUCGGACCCAGAACAGAGGAGAUGAGCAAAGGAUAUCUGAUGUUCUCAGACGAUACGCCCGGCUUGACAAUGCUUAAAGACGAGCCGGACGAUCUGACUCACCUGGCUCCAGUGGCAGGUGAUGUUUGCGUUCCCCUCGACGACCACCCCUUCCUAGCCGAUAUGCUGGACGACAUCCUGCUCAAGGACAACUUGGCACCCCUCCUCGCUGAUGAGCCUACCGAUCCCUUUAUAGCAUACAGGGAACAGGAACCGUCUCCACAGCUGCUGUCGCCCAACAUACUUCAGACAGUCUUCCAUCCCUAGGCAGUCCGAGCGACUCGCUGCUCGAUGAGGACCAAAUGUCCACGUUCAUGAAUCUCCAAAUGGAUGAUGAGACGGGUGACAUGUCCCUAAGAGCGCCGUAUAUCCCUAUGGACAUCGCUGACGACCUUCCGUUGUUGAUGUCCAAUGACCUUAUGUGGAGUAGCAACGAGAAAAAACAACUGCCUGACAGUAAUUCCAGUUUAGCGCAGCUGCUAUCAACGUCGAUGAACAAGCAUGGGCUCAAAGCGAAUGAUCAUGGAGGUGGUGGGGGGUUGAUCGUGCCUGAGGAGGACCUUGAUAGGAUGUUUGGUGAUAAAAAUGAAAAAACGAAAUCGUGGACGACACAGAACAACCUCAAAAACACAUCUCUGAACAACCAGCGAAGUGAACGCCACCAAAACAUUAAACGCAGCAGCCCAUCCUCAUACGACACUCAAAGUAAAAGGCCGAAGAACGAGCCUAAAGAAAAAAUGUCCUCUGAGCUGCUCCAACAGCUCAUGUUCAACAACCACAACAGGGGCAGGCCCAAAGGCAAAAGCAACUGGUUGUUGGACAGCGGCGGGCAAAAAGCGGCGUGCAUCUCACAGCCUAGCGACAGCGUUCUCAUGAACCUCCUUGUAAGUGGGUUCGACAUUCGGGCAGGGUACAUCUGCCUAGCGCCUACCAAGUCUAAGAGAUGAACGGAGCCCGCGAUUUGGGGCGUUUUAGUUUUUUUUUUUUCGUUCGUUUGACGGGUGGAACAGUGACGUGAUACGUUUUUGUGCACGCAAAAUUGUUUUUUAUCCAAGGUACCUCUUCAUAUUCGGAAAGGAGAUGUAUUAACAGCAGAGUAAUAGGAGGAACAACGACGAUCAGGAGUUAUCUUCAGUAAUGCAGAAGGUUUCCUUUGUCUUGAGGUUGGAAGCCUAAGACACGAUGAAGAUUGCAGUGAUUUCUUCCAUCAAACGUGGGGUGAACGUCUACAAACAAGAAGAUGCUAAAAAAAUUGGAAAAAAUACAGGAAGUUUGCUUGAAGAAGUGGAGCACGGUGGGAACCAACAAUUGCUAAAGCAGCAGUUCUAGCUACAGUUUGGAAACCUCUAUGGAGCAAACAUAAGAGAUUGUGCAUAGCUGACAGUAUCUGUGAUUCUGUCGCGUUAUAGCAUGUGAUCCAGUAUUGCAAUAAUUUGAUUUGACAUUUCAUAUUUUUGAAAAAGAGGCGACCAGAUAAAUAUAACAAAUCGUUUAUGGCGAAUAAUUAGAAACACUAGACGAUAUAGCUUUAUUUUGAAAUAAAUGAUUUGAGUUUAAUAGGCUAUUUGACACUUUUCUUAAAUUUGUCUUAAAAAGUUAAUCUUUGUUCAAAUAAAUUAAUUCUAUAUUUUUUGAGACCUAAAAAGCCGCAAAACUUUAAAAAUAUAUUUUUUUAAGAGAGGCUAAUACGCUGUCCGCCAUGUUUGGGCCAUGGAAUAAUGUGCUGUGACGUCAUACUAUUUGUAAACAGCAGCAUCACAUCUCAAACUUUUAAACAUAUACUCCUACUAGUUUACAUGAAAAAUUUAAUAAUGAUCGUCAUUGUAUCGUCCGAGAUUGUAGAAAACACUUUGAUAAAGACCCUAGGAAGGCUGUGCCCAGGGAAAUGAUAUACGUGGCUAAGAAUUGCUCAAAGGGAUCCUGGAUCUUUAUCCACUGUAACUCAAAAUUGUUUUUCCGAAGAUCACGUUCAUUGUAAUAUUAGAUAAAAUUAUUCCGAGGUUAUGAUGCAUAACCUUAGUUUAGAAUGAGUUCAGAAAAGAAAGAUUAUGUAAAUGUAUUACUUAUUCCUUCUUCUUCUUCCAUUAUAUCAGAUGCAUUAUACUUUCACAGAAAUCUUGAAGUUCCUCGGCUGAGCCGAGCAAGAACGUGGGCUGAAGUCACAUCAUGGCCAAUAGCGUUUUCAACAAAUUAAAAAUAAAAAAUAUAUUAUUUUAAAUUGGACUUAAAUAUACAUCCUGCACUUUUAAAAAUUGAAAUUGAUGUAUUUCGUUUUCCUAAGCCAAUAAGAAGCACCCACUUAUUCUAUGAAAUUGGAUAUCAGCCAAGUAGCCUAUUGACAUGUUCACCUACAGUAGCGGACAAAAAUUCUGAAACAUUCUUAGUAAUUUUCAAAAGGUGUGCUAAUUUUUUAUUCUUUACUAUUGAGGACUAUUUUUUCUCAUAUAGUUAGCUUACAGUCUUGAGGAUACAAAUGACAAUUUGUGUUUGCUGUGGUACUGCAGACUACCACUGGACGCCUACCAAAAAGCCUAAAAUCCACCAAGCGCACCCUAUUCUACGAUUCUUUUGAAAAUCUGUGUGGCUGGCAUUCGAGGAUCUUCAUGGGACAAACGUUUAAUGAGCGAUCCAAAACAUCUUUUGAAAAUUCUUUUACAUUUGCCAUUCUCACUGAUGUUAAUAUUUACCGCACGUAAUAUCAGAGUAUCGCAGAAUGAAUAAAUACGACAAAACUGAAACUUUUGUCGUUACAAGAACUGUGGUAUUUGAAAAAAAAACUCGUGUAUAGGCUUUAAUAUGUAAAUUAUCCGUUCCUUCACAAUUUUAAUUUAGGUAUAUGAAAUAGUUCAUAAUAAUGUUAAUAUUUGUUUCCAAACAUUUGUCCGCUACUGUAUGCAUGCAGUGCUUUUCAGAAAGCCUUUUGAACGGCGGAAAUUCGGAAUACUAGGAAAAAUGGCAAUUGAAAACUUCGUAACAUGUUUUAACGGAUUAAUGGGCCAUGUGAUGCCUUCUUGUGAAGCUCAUUGUGGUUACUUCAUAGUGCUGGAAUAUAAAUCUUUAUCUAUCUUCCAAAAUGGCCAACUGGCAACGAACGAAAAAAACUAGCAGAGGCCCAAACUGAGCGUUUUCAUAAAUUGAGUCGACACCUAAUUAUCAAAACGUUAUUACUAUGCCAAUUUUCUUCUUUUGAAGGUUCUACCUGAUUGUUCGCGUUAACCCACUUCAAUGUACAAAAACGCAUAAAUUUAAUAUGAUUUUAUAUUCAUAUAAGUUUCAAAAUGAGAUAUCAUACGAUUCCCAUUCCAUUUAAAAAAUGUUGCGCGUCUGUCGUCUUGGAAUUCAGCUGCCAAUUUUUCGCUUAAAUAUGGUGUUCAUGCAUUCAUUUCAGCUUGCUAAAUUGACGCGUUAAAAAAAUAAGCAGCGGAGGAGAAUUUUUUGAAAAGCAGUGAUGUUUUGAAUGAAUCUUCUGAAAAAAUGUACUACAUAUAUGUUUUACGAUUAAAACGUAGUAGUCAAAACAAACAGUUGAUGAUAGAAUGGCAAUAUUUUCCUGUAUGAAAUCAUAUCAUCUCAUGUCUACUUUCGAGCAAUUACAGCAAAAGAUUACUAUUUUUCAAUACAAACAUAUCUGAAUGUAUGUUAAAGCAAGGUUCAGAAGAUCGCCUAACACCAUGACUGGGAAAGUUCCAUACUAUAUCCUCUAAUUAAUCAUUUAUGGUCCGCUGGCUAAUAGCGUGCGUUGCUGCUUAUUUUGCCGAGGAGUGAAUGUGAGUUGAAUACCAUAUGGCGGCAUUUUUAUUGUCAGCAUUAAACAGAAUGGAACCUGUCACAUUAUUGUACCAGCUAUAUUGUCUAGUGCGUUGUUUCAUAUUUCUAAAUCCAUAGUAACAUUCAGUGAAUCUGAAGAGGAUCCUUAGCUUUCUUUUCCUUAGAAGGGUAGUAUUAGUGAAAGAGCGUACGUAGAUAAUUGUAUGUAUGAGAAAAAAAAAUGUUGCUGAUUGUGAGUGUGAAUUGAAUAAAAAUGUAAUCUAGUCUUUUUUAGUUAAAAAAUAGCCUCACAUUUGUGAAGAGCAGCAUCUACGGAGAGUAGAGGACUUGUAUUGAUUUAGUAAGCUUCAGAUUUUUAUUGAAAAAAAAAUUAUAAAUAUCCGUGAAUUUGAUUAACUUUCAGUUCAUUUAACCAAAAUGUUUCAAUAAUUUGACAUAUGGUAACAUGUAUGCAAUAUGUUCGUUAGGCAUGAAAUAUGAUCUAAUAAUCCACCAAUUCUUUACCGAAGUUUAUUUAAAUACCAACGCAAAUCUGUAUGAUUUCUCCAGAGAUCUGACGAAGAUAAAAUUUUGAGAGUUAUGAGACGAUAUCUGACAACUUUGAAGUUAUUACGUAUAUUCUAAAAUACCUGGCCGAAUUAUAUGUGCAAAGCAAAACAAGCUACUUACGCGUUAAAUAUUGAAACACGAAAAAAAAACUUAAUAUUGUUGAUGUAUGUGAUAUUUAAUAUAGCUCCUGAACUUUGUGUUGUAUCUGUUAAAAUUUUGUGAAAUCAGUUAAAUAUUUCAACCAGAUGUAGUAAUAUUAAAGUAUAGAUUCCUAUUAAUCAUAUAGUAAUCAUAUAUUUAUCGAAAUCACAGUACAAUAGUUCAGGGAAUUAAGAUAGAUGAAACUGCCACUAAUUCCUAAAUACCUACAUCAUCAAAUUUCCAAUUGUUUCGAAUGUUCCUAUUAACGAAACUAAAAUGGAAGCUUGAACAUUUUCUUAAUGUAAGAGAACGAAAUACGUUUUAUAAUUCAUUCGUUGUAAUAGAAUCAUAAUUUUUAAAAAUGAGCAAUAAAACCAGAUUCAUAAAUCAUUUAAUCAUAUCUGAUUACGCGAUUAUUCGUAGCGUGAGAUUCAUUUUUUUUGAUAAAGUUGCUAAUUUUUUAAUGCUCUCUGUUUAGACAUUCCUGCUUCCCUGCAAUAUAAAAUUAUUAGGAAUCGCAUUGAUUAUAUGCCAAAAAAGGUUUUUCUGGUCACAUCUUGACAUGCUGGGAGCUGGAAGCAAGAAUAAACAUAAUUUCUGUUCACUUUAAAAUUAUAUAAGCAACACUAAGUGUACAUCUGAGUUGUUCAUAGAGUAAUUUUUAAAUUAUGUGGUGCAGGGCAGCUCAACCAGGAUAUAACAUAAUAAGAAUUCAGGCUGGAUAAGAUCUGCUAGCUUUCAGCCUGUGUGACCAUAACUAUAUACAGCGUUGUUUCAUGCUUCUUAGCAAUUAUUGGUAUGGUAUAGGUCUAGCCAUUGAAGAAAGAUAGGCGUUUGGCAAAUUACUGUAAAAAAUUAUAACCUAUAUUUUAAUAUUUGCAUCAUACUUGACGGUACACGGGACGAGCAUCUUCUGUGCCAAUGUUAUAACAGAUCAAUUGAGUGUCUUGUUUAUUUUAUAGAAUGUUGUUUUCUGGUUGUGCUACCUUGUACAGAAGUAGGGUAGUAAAAUAAACAUUUUUGAAAAUGUUCAAAAAAUGGCUGAAUUAUAAAUCAGCAUGGAUCUGGGAAACUUCUUUGUACCGCAUUUUUCACUGAUAUCGUAUAAACAUUUCCAUAAAUGUAUUGAUAAUAUAAAAACUCAUUUUGACAACAUCCUCCUUUGUCUUCUCAAACUCCCGUUUCCCAAUUCGAUCUUAUUUUCAAAUCAAAACCUUUGAUAAGGCAUGCGUUUACAAGUUGUUUUCCAGGGUUUCCGAGAAUACCGAAAGGACAUCAUGGUAACGAUUCAAAUAAUUUUGUACAUAUCUUUUUAUAUUGGAUAUGAAUAUUUUUUAUUUACGUAAUGUGGAUCGUUUUAAUAUCCAAUAUGUAUUUUAAAAAUCAGUUUGUUUGAUUUUAACAUCAUAGUUUUAUUGUGAUAUUAGUUAAAAUACUCAGUGAAUUAUUUUUAGAUAUUUAUAUGAACGAAUAUAAGUAAGCAAUUUGCUAGAACAGGCAUGUAUUUGUGCAUGCACGAAGACUAACGUUUAGCACAAAACUGAUGCACAAAUGCAUUCCUGAAACUCGUUUACAGAUAGAAUUACUUAGUGUUUGUAGAAAAUAUCCACGUUACUCUGUGCUCAUUAUAGUAGGGAGCUGAUUAUAUGCUCAUCUACAUACGUUAUUUUUACUAUGUAAAUGGACUUGUAUGUGUAUAGAAAUUAUAAGUAUGUGUUUGUAACACUGCCAUUGUUCUAAAAUAUGAAAAGCGUAUAUAUAUAUAGAUUAAUUAUUCUAGCAGAAGUAUUCUUGAAAGUCAUCAAUUUUUGUAUAUCUUAGAAAUUCAAGCCGCUUGAAAUAUUGACCAUUUCAAUAAAAUUUGAUAUCUGCUCCAGACAAAACUGGUUUUGGAAAGUAUUCCAUUUGUUUGGAAUAAUGAUCUAUGAAAGUUGUUUUCAUCUGGACUUUUUCACUUCUCUGCUUGCUAGAUAAUUCUAUAACUUUUAAAUGUUAAUAUUUAGGAAAUGAAUAUUACUGUAAUUUUAAUAAAAAAUAUGUCUAUCAGUGAAGCAGCAAAAUAAUAUAGGCUGUAAAAAUUAUUGAGCGAAAUGAGAUAGCUAAGGAAAAUUUUUACAAUAUGAAGAGAGAUUAUUUGAAGCUAUAGACUGAAGUUGAUAAUGUGUAGAUAUAUUUUCGAAUGUGUUAUGCGUCAGAGCACUGUUGGAACAGUUAUAUGGAAUUUUAAAAAAAAUGAGCAUAGGUACUUGGAAGAAAAAGUCUGUUAAAUUUUAUUUAUGAUUCUAUAAAAGCCUAUAUUCAACAAAAGAUGUUGUGAAGCGAAUAAAGCAAUUCCAAAUUAUA
This is a messenger RNA of Acanthoscelides obtectus, 7530 nucleotides long. The record is from the annotation of a GenBank genome assembly. Lineage: Eukaryota; Metazoa; Arthropoda; Insecta; Coleoptera; Chrysomelidae.